Messenger RNA from Nelumbo nucifera (sacred lotus), 945 nucleotides. Its product is annotated as F-box protein SKIP19-like. Lineage: Eukaryota; Viridiplantae; Streptophyta; Magnoliopsida; Proteales; Nelumbonaceae. The record is from RefSeq and is a predicted model, not a curated record. Gene Ontology annotation, molecular function: protein binding.
AUGGAGACUGCAAACCCAGAUUCACCGGAGGAAGUGAGGAACUGGCUUGAAUUGCCUGCGGAUGUUUUGUCUCUAAUAUUUAUGAAACUUGGUGCCAUUGAAGUCCUUGCUCGAGCUCAAGCUGUAUGUUCUUCUUGGAGGAAGUUCUCUAAAGCGCCUCAGCUUUGGAGACGCAUAGAUAUGCGGGAAAUGUGGGAUUACUUCGAGACCGAGUAUGAUCUAGAGAGAAUGGCAUUGCAUGCUAUAGAUAGAAGCGAUGGGCAAUUGGUCGAAUUCUCAGCGGAACAUUUUGCAACUGACAAAGUUUUAGAGCGCAUCAUCGAGAAAUCAAGUCCUUUGAUAUGCCUUCGAUUAGUGUCUUGCUAUCAUGUUAGCGACGAGGAAUUGAUGGAGGUAGCCAAGAAAUUGCCCCUAUUGGAGGAGCUUCAACUGUCCUAUUGCUCAUUUUCAAAGGAAGCAAUUGAAUUCAUAGGACGCAUGUGCCCUCAUCUAAAAUCCUUUAGACUGAAUCACCAGGGGUAUAGGUGCUCCCAUAUAGAUUCUGAUGAGGAAGGGCUUGAUGAGGAAGCGUUUGCUAUAGCAAAAAGCAUGCCUGAAUUGCGCCACCUCCAUCUUUUUGGAAAUAUGAUGACCAAUGUUGGUCUGCAAGCCAUUAUUGAUGGUUGUCCCCAUCUUGAAUCUCUUGACCUGCGUCAGUGCUUCAAUGUCGAUCUAAGCGGAUAUUUGGGAAAGAGGUGUGCAGAAAGAAUCAGACAUUUGAGACAUCCUAAUGACUCCACUGAUGACUAUGAAUUCAAUGCAGAAAUUCAUAAUGAUCCAUCUUUUGCUGAUGAUUAUGCGUCUGGAAGCGGAGGUUUUGAUGAUGAUUAUGACGACUACACCAGAUAUCAUGAUGUCAACUUCCCUGACUAUGAAGAUUUAGACUUCGGGUUUUUUGGUUUCUGA